Pelodiscus sinensis (Chinese soft-shelled turtle) is the source of this 707-nucleotide messenger RNA. Lineage: Eukaryota; Metazoa; Chordata; Testudines; Trionychidae. The record is from RefSeq and is a predicted model, not a curated record.
CCAGGCAGGGCCAGUGCCCCGUCAGGCUGCACUUGGACCGACCCGGCACCAGAGCAGCUCCCCAGCGACAAUCAGGGAAGCGAGACGAUGGGCCCAGUCGCCUUCUUCAGCCUCUGCCUCCUCGGCUGCCUGAUCUUUAACCCCUCGCUGGAAGCCUCGCCCCGAAGGGAGCGCGCUCUCCAGCCUGGAUCGGGGAGAAAGGCCGCAGCCUGUUCCCGUGGCUGGUUCCACUACAGAGACCACUGCUACAAGUUCUUCUCUGAGAAGCUGACCUGGUCAGAUGCUGAGAUAGAGUGUCAGCACGAGCAGACUGGGGCCCAUCUGGCCUCCAUCCUCAAUGACGCAGAAACCAACAUAGUCGCCCAAUACCUCAGCACGGCGACCUCCACGGAUCGCGUCUGGAUCGGACUCCACGACCCCAACAAGGACAAGACCUGGCUGUGGACAGAUGGCUCCCGCUUUCGCUACCGUACUUGGAUGGCUGGCGAACCAAACAAUGACAGAAGCAGGGAGUACUGUGUCGAGAUGUACGCAUCCACCGGUUAUAAGAAAUGGAACGAUGUUACCUGUGAAAGGGAAGCCCCCUACCUUUGCAAGUAUCAACCCAAGCCAGAGGAGCCGCUCGCCCCCGCCCAAGAGGGAACUCAGCACCCAGGCUGCAAAUAACCGGGCACCUGGGACAUGAUCAGGCAACGUCCCAGAUUUUC